Daktulosphaira vitifoliae (grape phylloxera) is the source of this 669-nucleotide messenger RNA. RefSeq lists its product as uncharacterized. The transcript is spliced from 4 exons. Lineage: Eukaryota; Metazoa; Arthropoda; Insecta; Hemiptera; Phylloxeridae. The record is from RefSeq and is a predicted model, not a curated record. Bases 165 to 632 code for a protein of 155 amino acids.
AAUGUUUUCAAGUAAAGUCAAUUUGUACUUUAAUACUAAACAGUCAUGAAUGGAGACCGAAUUUGAUAAGGAAGACUAAAUUAGUUUAUUAGCGUUUGAUCUCAGCCUAAUUUAUUAAUUUCACUCUUAUUUGACAUCGAAAGCAGCUAACCGUUUUUCUAAACAUGGACGCAAAAAUCCUCUUAAUACUUGUCGUUAUUUUUGGUUUUACUUCAGCUUACCAGCCUAAACUCAACUCAGCUUUCAAUACCGUAUCAGAACAAUUUGUUGAAAGUUUCAACAAAAUAAGAAGGUCACUUUCUUCUGAAGAUCAAAAACAUCUUGGAAAAUUAAUUGAAAGUUUUCAAGAUUCAUAUUCUAAUUUGAAUGACUUGUUGUUAAAAUGGAAUGAUCGUGUGAUUGGUAAUACUGACCCUCAAAUAAAAAAAACAUACGAAUCAUUGAAGAAAGAUACAAGCCAUGUAUACAACAAAGCUAUUGAAAGUUUGUAUGACUUUAACAAACAAUUUGAAGAAAGAGCUGGACCAAGUUAUCAGUCAGGAAUCCAAAGUGUAGCCGACACAAUAGUUAAAUACAUAAAGCAAGCCGAGAGUAAUAUCAUUGACUCAAAUAUUCUCAAAAGAAAAAAUUAAAAAACUCAGUUAAACUCCCGGAUGAAUUCAAAAACAA